CCCACACCAUGUCCGGCCUCCCCCGCCCCGAGCUGCACAAGGACGCAAAGUUCGUCUUCCUGUCCGACUGGGACGGAACGAUCACGGACCGCGACUCGAACGACUUGUUGAUCGACACGCUGGGCAUGGGGCCUGAUAACCGCCGCGCACUCAACGCAAAGGUCGUGACGGGCGAAGGCAACUUCCGGGACGCGUUCUCCGCCAUGCUCGGCAGCAUCAAGGUGCCGUUUGCGCAGUGCACCGAGACAUUGAGGCAGAACAUCCGCCUCGACCCAGGCUUCGAAGAGUUCUACUACUGGUGCAAGGCGCACGGCGUGCCCGUCAUCAUCGUGUCGAGCGGCAUGGCGCCCAACAUCCGCGCGGUGCUCUCGCACCUCAUGGGCGAGGAGGAGGCGUCGCAGAUUGAGAUCAUCGCCAACGACGUGCGCUUCACCGACCCGCAGCAGAAGGGAGACGAGUGGGAGAUUGUCUGGCGCCACCCCGAGAGCGGGUUCGGACACGACAAGUCGCAGAGCAUCAUCCCCUACCGCGAGCUGCAGUCGCGCCCGACCAUCUUCUUCGCGGGCGACGGCGUGUCUGACCUGUCCGCCGCGCGCCACGCCGACCUCCUCUUCACCAAGGUCGCGCCCGGCGUCGACUCGGACCUCCUCAAGUACUGCAAGCGCGAGGGUAUCCCCCACGUGCGCUUCGCUACCUUCAAGGAGAUUCUUGCCGACGUCAAGAAGGUCGUCGAGGGCCAGGCUACCACGCAGGAGAUUAUUGCUGCCGCUGAGAAGGAGGAGGCCAAGAACUAACUAGACGUCGGGAGACGUAGAGUGUAUCAUGAGUUAUGUAUGCUGUGG
Vanrija pseudolonga is the source of this 842-nucleotide messenger RNA. It is a transcript of the gene YNL010W, whose product is annotated as putative phosphatase. Gene Ontology annotation, molecular function: phosphatase activity. Bases 9 to 794 code for a protein of 261 amino acids. The transcript is spliced from 3 exons. The record is from RefSeq and is a predicted model, not a curated record. NCBI's taxonomy places the organism in Eukaryota, Fungi, Basidiomycota, Tremellomycetes, Trichosporonales, Trichosporonaceae.